This is a messenger RNA of Nannizzia gypsea CBS 118893, 870 nucleotides long. Its product is annotated as abhydrolase domain-containing protein 11. The coding region runs from base 1 to 870 and encodes 289 amino acids. NCBI's taxonomy places the organism in Eukaryota, Fungi, Ascomycota, Eurotiomycetes, Onygenales, Arthrodermataceae. The record is from RefSeq and is a predicted model, not a curated record. Gene Ontology annotation, cellular component: mitochondrion. The transcript has 5 exons.
AUGUUCGCCCGGAGACGUCUGUUAAUCUCAGUGAAGGCGGUUCGGCAUUUCGCUGCCUCCGCCAGAUCAUCGCUAGGUUUGGCACAUCAAGUCUUCGAAAACCCCCAAGCUGCCGGAACCAAUGGGCGGCCGAUUAUAUUCAUGCACGGCCUCUUUGGAUCCAAGCAGAAUAACAGGGGUAUGAGUAAGGUUUUGGCGAGCCAAUUAGGGACAUCGGUCUAUGCCAUUGACCUUCGAAAUCAUGGUGACUCUCCGCAUGUGCCGGAGCAUAACUAUGAUGUGAUGGCGGACGAUGUUGAAUCAUUCAUAAAAGACCGCAACCUGGAGAAACCAGUUCUACUGGGGCAUUCGAUGGGCGCCAAAGCAGCUAUGCAUCUUGCUCUUCGGGCACCGGAUCUGAUCUCUGCGAUUAUUUCUGUGGACAAUUCCCCAACCAAGACCAAACUAAGUGAAAACUUUCCAGCAUAUAUCAAAACCAUGCAAGAAAUUGAGAAUGCUGGCGUAACCAAGCAGAGUGAAGCAGAUGAAAUCCUGCGGCGUGUUGAACCCUCGCUUCCUGUCCGGCAGUUCCUUCUUACAAACCUUGCCAGAGAUCAAAACGGACAGACUUUGCGAUUCAGAAUUCCAUUGUCAAUUCUUGGUGAAUCAUUACCACUUCUAGGAGAUUUCCCAUUUACUCAAUCGGAUGCUGUUCAAUUUAGCGGCCCGGCCCUCUUCCUCCGUGGAACGCGAAGUCGAUAUAUCACUGAUAAAUCGUUUCCUAUUAUUCGGCAUUUCUUUCCGAAUUAUAAGCUAAUGGACAUUGACGCUGGCCAUUGGCUUAUAUCUGAAAACCCCGACGCUUUCAAGACAGGCAUGUCAAACCCAUAG